Fraxinus pennsylvanica is the source of this 327-nucleotide messenger RNA. The record is from the annotation of a GenBank genome assembly. NCBI's taxonomy places the organism in Eukaryota, Viridiplantae, Streptophyta, Magnoliopsida, Lamiales, Oleaceae.
AUGAGACAUUUCAAUUGCAUUGUGCUAGUAGUAACAGUCAUUCUUUUAUGUGUCCGGCCCGGUAAUAGUCGAUUAUUGACUGAUCAAGAGAAGGGAUUAAAGAAAAGAGGCAUUGUUCUACAAGUACUUCAGACGCAUCGACCUGUCCCUCCUUCUGGAUCGUCAGGAUGCAGCUACAUCCCUGGAAGUGGUGGCUCUGGUUGUCCCAUCGAGGAAAUGCACUUUGCCGGUGGUGGUGGUAGUAGUGGUGCGCAGCCUGCAGCUGCCACCUAUUCGCCGCCACCGCCGAUGAAUGUAUUUGGUGUGGAUAGUACUCAUCAAAAUUGA